Molecule: messenger RNA, 3072 nt
Organism: Acanthoscelides obtectus
Lineage: Eukaryota; Metazoa; Arthropoda; Insecta; Coleoptera; Chrysomelidae
Source: the annotation of a GenBank genome assembly
CUUGAACGGAUCGGUAAAUACCAACCCAAAAUAGUAAAUACCAUUUUCAUUUGGUUAUCCGCUUGAAUUUGAUUAAUGGUCAAUGGUGACAUUAAGCUGUCAGAAAAGACAAAAGUAUAAACAGCAGAUCUUAUAUCUAGCAAGAAUUUUUUAUUAAAAAAGCUGUAUGAACCAUGACUGUCAGCCUCAAUCUCGGUAUCUGGGAUCCUAGCGAAAUCAAAAACAUCAAAAUUCAUGAAGUUGAUUUGGACACAAGUGUGGCUGAGUUCAAAACCAAGACGGAAAAACUUUUAAAAAAAGAUUUGUCCAAUUUAGGUACCUUUUUGUUAUCAUACUGGUUUAUUCAAUCAAGAGCUAAUGUUCGUCUUUAUAGAGCUCAUUUAUUGCGGCCAAAAGCUUCAGAACCAUAAAAGCCUAUCUUCAUAUGGGGUAAAAUCUGGGGCAACAAUCCACAUCUUCCAUAAAAUAAAUGAAGAACAAGUUAACGAGCAAAAACCUGAUCCUGGUUUUGUGACGUCGUUUAGAACACUCUCACUCUUAGCUGGCUAUAAAAACAUAUUACAGAGAUUUGUUAGAAGAGAUAUGCUUGAAAAACUAAUAGAAAGCACCCCCGGUUUGUUAGAAGAUCCUGGUGCUAUGGCUAUUGUCCAAGAUCCAGAGUUGAUUGUCCACCUAUUAGAUCUUGAUAAUGUUGCAGAAAUUGUUGCAGAGCAUCCUAUUUUGAUGCAUGCAGCUAACAAUAUACUGAAGAUUGCACAAGAAGAGGCAUCUGAUCCCAACCAAAGUAGAGCUACUUCCAGUACUGGGUACUCAUACUCGCUGGAUGCUUUGUCAGACGAUGAUGAUGACAUGGACUCAAACUCUGACACAAACUUGAGUCAGAACCAGUUGUCCCGCAAUGCCUCGUUCAAUGCUAUCACCGCAGCACAAUUGGCAGCGGCAAUUGCCAAUGCAACCAACACUGCUUUCAACACGAAUAGUGCUGGGAUUCCCACAACCAGCUCUGGUGGCAAUAUCAUCACCACAGAGAUGUUUUCUAAUGCCAUACAACAGGCAUUUGCAUAUGGAGGUAAUUUACUUAAAAUUAAAUUAAAAAAGGACUUGAGAAUUACACCCAAAUUAAGUGUCAGGAGGAUUUUAAGUGGAAACACUAGUUAGGUACUGUCUACCACAAAACAUCUGCACAUCUACCCUCAAGACUUGAAGUGUUACCUUCAUUACCAAAUCAUUUGGAAGACUGGUAGCAUUGUCAAUGACACUGACAAUGAUCAUUGCAUGUAUAUAGUAGUAGUAGUAGUAGUAUAUUUAGCCAAAUUUCAAACUAAAGUUCACAUGGCAUGUCAAAAGUAGUAUAACAAAAAUAUCACAAUAAAUGCAAAUGUAAUACAAAGUCAGUUAACAGAGCUUGUUACACCACACUAUAAAUAAAACAGGAUAAAAAAGUACAAUACAAGUUCAUUCAGCAAGGUCAAGGUUAAAAUUAGACAAAAAUAGCGACUUGCUAAAACACUAUAUAAAAAAUAUAGAUUAAAAACAUAAUGCUUACUGAUUUUGAAAAUUUAAAAAUUCAUUUAUAGGGUAAAAACAUUUCUCACUUGAAAACCUUAUUUUUAAAUUCCAUAUAGUUCUCUAUAUCUCACAGAUCUCAAAGUAGAGUAUAGUAUAAUGAUAUGUAGUUGAACUGCAGUGAUUUUGUAUAUGUAAUAGUGUGAUGUUCAUUUUGUAUGCUGAAAUCAUUGAUGUUUCACUUUACAUAACUUUGCAUAAAUACAUGGAAUUGUUAAGAGAUUAUUUUGAAUGAGUGUGUUUUUGCAACUUUCGCCAAAACUAAGGUUGAACAACAAUCUAGUUAUGUAUUCACUUUUGUGAUAUAAAAACUCUGUUGAUGCUUGUAGCUCUACACCAGCAUAGGUGGUUAUAAGAUAAAUCACUAUGCGAGAGCAUAGUAUAGUGAUAAUAGGCUCUUUGUAUCUAAAUAUUGCUAUAUAGGAAAUAUGGCAUAAUAGCCUUUAUUUAAAUUCAGAUACACAUUCUCAGUUUGGGUGCUGAACUCGAUUUGUUCAUUAGGGAAUUUAUUGUUUUCAUUACAUAAUUUUCCGUAAUAUAUUUAACGAAAAUAGAAUUUGAUGGAUUUGAUACUCAAUGUGUACAAGGUAGCACCAUAUUCUGACCAAAUGAGUUAGCAAGUUUUUUAUUGCAUAUAUUAGAAAAGUAAUAUGUAAAAGUGUUACUAAUUUCGCUUUUAAGUUAAGUUUUCCUAAAUGUUCAUUAAUAAGUUGCCAUGUUUUGUUAGUUUUAUUUGAAGCCAACUUAGGUGAGAAGUGUGUUUCCAUUUUGACUCCCUGAUUUUCGCUUUGUACUGUCGUUUUUUUUCUCUUGUACAUAUCACCUAGGUUAGGAGCCUUUAAUGUAGUGAGAUUGUAAAAAAUAUCAUCUAGCUCGAACUUGAUUGUUUUAGCUCAGUUGUAUACCACUAGUUAUGUACAUGUUGCUCAGAAUGAACUUUGACAUUUUGAUGGGGGCAUGUUACGUCUAAAAACCAAUUAACGGUUUUUGCAAAUUCUUCAUAGACCAUAUUGCUAAAUCGUCAAAGUUAACCAUUUGGUCAUCCAACAUUGACCAUAUUGUAAAAUAGAGUGUCCAUAGGAUACUUCAUAAAAAUCCAGAAUAUAUAUUUUACAAACUCGUUUAUUUUUCUUCAAGUACUAACGGUUUCAUUAAAACUAGUAACUUUAGGAAAUUAAAAUAUAAUAAUCAUAUUAAAACAAUCUCAAAUUGCACAAUGUGACACAAUUAAAAUUGUUGAACAUAUCAUAAAUAUCACAAAUUGAGUUAUUACCUCAGAUGGUCACCGGUUUACAUGAAAAAUCUUCAUUCAAUUUGUCAAAAUCCUAUUUCACGAGUAUCCAUCACGCUUUGAUGUCUACUGAGGUGAACAGCUGAUCAGCAAGUGACAUUUUUAUGUCAGUCUGCGACGUUGGCAGUAAUUAAUUUGGUGUGAAUCUAGUGAAACUUGUUUGUAGCGUUUUGUUUUUUAUAUGCAAAUGGACUAAAUAAAAGAGCUGAGCAAGC